Messenger RNA from Biomphalaria glabrata, 4303 nucleotides. RefSeq lists its product as uncharacterized. NCBI's taxonomy places the organism in Eukaryota, Metazoa, Mollusca, Gastropoda, Planorbidae. Bases 1391 to 2575 code for a protein of 394 amino acids. The transcript is spliced from 2 exons. The record is from RefSeq and is a predicted model, not a curated record. Gene Ontology annotation, molecular function: zinc ion binding; nucleic acid binding.
UAUGUGAGCUUGCGCUCCCAGAGCUAUAUUUUUAUAUAUUUUAUUUUUAUAGGCUAGUGCCAAACUUAUUAUUUCUACUUCCGCUUUUUGUGUAUAAAAAGUGAUGCCACGCUGUUUUAAAACAGUUCAGUGUACAGUUGACCAGUGGUCAGUACCAUAUCUGUCUGUGUGACAGCUGAAGAUCGUUGUGGUCUAGCGUCUAAUUAUAUUUUUAUUCCUGUACCUGGGACGGCCUGUAAGUGUAGAAAUAUUUUAUAUUUUUUACUAGAUCUAUACUAUGUGUAAGGUAGUUGUUUUAUUUUCUACUUCUACUAUUUGUCAUAAUAGUUGGCAACAUGCUGUACGGAAGAUGGCGGCGUCCAUCAGUCCUAAUAGAAUAUAGAUCUAAUAUAGUUUUGCAUUUAUGUAUUGCAGGCUAUUAUUACUGCUAUGUUACUGCUUUUAACUGCUGCUGUUGAAUAUUACUGCUAAUAGCUGCUGUUUAUAACUGCUGUUGUUAGAUCUAUUCUAAAUCUAGAAUCUAGUGUUAUUUUGUUUCUGCUAUUCAAGGCAUUCAAGGCUAUUGAUAGUUUUGUUAAUGUUAUUGUUUCUGUAGAUCUAUUCUAGAUCUAAUUCUAGGGAAGCUUAAGCUAGUGUUAUUUUGUUUCUUUAUUAUCGCCUUAGUAAACUUAGUUAUAUUUAUAGUCUUUUUCUCAGUUCUGUUCUUAGUGAAUAGUAAGGUACUGAGCCUAAGGAUAAGAUAUUCUUGUUUUAGUGUUAGUGUUAUGAGUGAAAUAGUAGGAUAUUGUAGUGUGUUUAUUGUAGAUCUAGGUCUAGUGUAGUAGUUUUAGUGAUUUAGUUAGAUAGUUGUUUUGAUCAGUUUGUGUCAGAUAGUUGGUUUGGUUAGUUUGUAGUGGAGUAGAUUUAGAGGGUAGUUUAUAGUGGUUAGUGUAUAUAUUAUAUUUUAUUAUUAUUUGAUUCCAUGUAAAUAAAGUUUCAUUUUGUUUAUUUAUACUAAACUAAAGUUUGUUAUCUUGUUUCCAUUUAGUUUAGUUUAGUAUGUCUGGUUACUUAGGUGACUCUAGCCCCUUGGUCGUAGACUGAGGUGUCACAGAUGAGCCCACCCAGUAGCGCAGACAUCUGCCUACUUUUGGUAAAUUUUAAUGUUGAGCAGCAGAGAAUAGGUCAUCUCUUUCCAUCCACUCGCGCCUGCCUGACCUGCUCACAUUUUUGGUGUCAGAAGUGGGAUCUGUGCUUGAGUGACCAGACUUGUAUUUUUUUAUUGGGAUAGAUUAGGUUUGCGUAGGAGUUUAGGCAUUGAUAGGCGGUAUAGAUAGUGUUAGUUUAGUUGUUUUUUUUGGUAUUGUUAUUGAGAGGUUAGUAGGCUUUAUUUUGUUGAGUAGUUACGUAGAUGAACAGCGAGGCAGCAGCAGCAGCAAGAAUGCAGCCGUCUCAGACAGUGAUCCUGGUGCCUAGGACAGAGAUGAGUAUCCGGCGCUUCCAUGGCGAUGGUCCUGCCAGGGAAGUGGAGGAGUUCCUUCAAAAUGUUGAGAGAGCUUGGAAGUCUCAACACAUGGUGCAUCCAGAGGAAAAAUGUGACUUCCUCUUCGCACAUCUAGGUGAGGCAGUGAAGGCCGAACUUAGGUGCCACACUCAGACGACAAGGGCAUGUCCAGAUGCCCUUGUACAAGUUCUACGCUCCACUUAUGGAGAAAGGCGGAGCAUCAACUACCUGAUUGGGCAGCUGUUCAGAAUAAGCCAGCACCAGUACGAGUCUGUCCGCACCUACUCACACCGUCUCCUUCAGGCAUUUGAAGCACUCACAGACAGGCAGAGAGCUCUAUCUGAAACUCCCUUCAGCAAGUCUAUCCUGAGGGACCAGUUUGUAGAAAACCUCAGUGACAGGACCCUAAGGAGAGACCUGCGAGAGAGACUACUCGACAGGCCAGAAACUGAAUUCCUGGCAUUAAGAGACAUGGCCAUCAGGUGGGCCCAGGACGAGGAUGUCGCACCGCAAGUCAACGUCACAUGCAGUGAGAUAAAGAUUGAAGGCCAGCUAGCUGCGCUCUCCAAGCAAGUGGAGGAGCUUGCAGCCCAGAUUGUGCUCCUACAACUUCCGGGACAACAGAACUCUAACUGUCCCCACUGCAACCACCAUCAACCUGAUCACAUUAGCGGCAAGGUGAGACAGAUUGCCUCACAACCAAAGCGCACUCUUAACCAUAAGAGGCCAACGAUGAAGAACAGGAAAUGCUACGCAUGUGGCAAACCUGGCCAUCUUGCAAGAAAUUGCAGGCUACAGAACAGGUUCCAAGGUCAGCGAAAGAAGCCAGGGAACCGGGCUCACCAGCAACACCCUUCUAGAAGCAACUGCUCGAAUUGUGGAAGCCGGGACCAUUUCACCCGAGCUUGCCCUGAUGUCACUGCAGCAGUGAAUCACGUUCAGGUUGCCUCAGUGGAACAACCACAGGCAGUACAACUGCAACCUGCCCCAAGCCAACAGAAUUGUCGGUUGAGGUGCCACAGAAUCCGAGGCGAUCCAACACUGCUCCUGAUUCAAUUGUUCGCAGAAACCAACCCGCAGUGGCAGAAAUGAUGUCGAUUCAUACCGAAGUUGCCUCACCUGACACUUCCAGUAAUCAUGCAGAAGGAGGUAGGGAAACAAAUCCUUUCCUACAGUUUCAUCCGGUCCAACCAGAAUCCACCUUGCUUUCCCAUGAGGUUCCUGAGUUGCAGAAGAAAAGGAACGACCUUCUGAACAUUGGGUGCAGAGUUCUUGUUGAACAGAGAGUCAGAGGCCAGGGAAGAAUGUUCAUGCAGUAUGAACCCUCUUGUUUUGUAAUUACUGCAGUACCCAAGUAUGCUUCUGGCUGGUACAUGGUGGAGGCAGAAGACGGCAGUACUUACCGAUAUGUACGAGAGGAGGAAAUGAAGUUCGUUUCCUCACCAUACUAGCAUAAUUCUUCAUUUGUAUAUUUGUAAUUUUUAUUUAAUAUGUUGGUUGCAUUCCAAUGUAUGAAGAUGUAUUAGUUUGUAGUAACUCUGAGUACAUGUUAUCUACAUGUGUGUUUAAAAGUUUUUUUUAAGCUUAGUAGAUGCUGUACCUAUUUGAGAAUGUACAGAAUCAAGAGUAUUUUCUUGUGUUUUUAGCUGAUGAAGUGUAUAUUUUUUUGCUUUUGUCCUUGGAAAGCAAUGUAAUUUAAGUCAUGUCAUGGAGAUGUAUAUUUUUGCGUGAAAUAGAUUUUAGUGUGUAUUUUCUUUGAUGGUAGAAUAUGUCAGCAGUAUGUAUGUAAUGCAUUUUAAGUAGUUUGUUAGUAUUUUGUUUUGCGAGGAUGCAAAAAUUUAAGGCGGGAUGAAUGUGAGCUUGCGCUCCCAGAGCUAUAUUUUUAUAUAUUUUAUUUUUAUAGGCUAGUGCCAAACUUAUUAUUUCUACUUCCGCUUUUUGUGUAUAAAAAGUGAUGCCACGCUGUUUUAAAACAGUUCAGUGUACAGUUGACCAGUGGUCAGUACCAUAUCUGUCUGUGUGACAGCUGAAGAUCGUUGUGGUCUGGCGUCUAAUUAUAUUUUUAUUCCUGUACCUGGGACGGCCUGCUAUUAUUACUGCUGUGUUACUGCUUUUAACUGCUGCUGUUGAAUAUUACUGCUAAUAGCUGCUGUUUAUAACUGCUGUUGUUAGAUCUAUUCUAAAUCUAGAAUCUAGUGUUAUUUUGUUUCUGCUAUUCAAGGCAUUCAAGGCUAUUGAUAGUUUUGUUAAUGUUAUUGUUUCUGUAGAUCUAUUCUAGAUCUAAUUCUAGGGAAGCUUAAGCUAGUGUUAUUUUGUUUCUUUAUUAUCGCCUUAGUAAACUUAGUUAUAUUUAUAGUCUUUUUCUCAGUUCUGUUCUUAGUGAAUAGUAAGGUACUGAGCCUAAGGAUAAGAUAUUCUUGUUUUAGUGUUAGUGUUAUGAGUGAAAUAGUAGGAUAUUGUAGUGUGUUUAUUGUAGAUCUAGGUCUAGUGUAGUAGUUUUAGUGAUUUAGUUAGAUAGUUGUUUUGAUCAGUUUGUGUCAGAUAGUUGGUUUGGUUAGUUUGUAGUGGAGUAGAUUUAGAGGGUAGUUUAUAGUGGUUAGUGUAUAUAUUAUAUUUUAUUAUUAUUUGAUUCCAUGUAAAUAAAGUUUCAUUUUGUUUAUUUAUACUAAACUAAAGUUUGUUAUCUUGUUUCCAUUUAGUUUAGUUUAGUAUGUCUGGUUACUUAGGUGACUCUAGCCCCUUGGUCGUAGACCGAGGUGCACAGAUUGAGCCCACCCAGUAGCGCAAACAUCUGCCUACUGUUAGGUAAAUUUUAAUGUU